AUGCGUGAGUUAUCUUCGCCUGUGACAACAAAAGCUGAAGAUGUUUCGUCGUCACCCACAGCCAUGUCGAGUCAAAAUGAGACGUUAAAAUCAUCAAAUGGAACUGGUCAUCGCAAGCGUGUCUUUACCUUUCAAAAGCGAUGGUUGCACUCUCUUCCGAUCGUUGAACGUGCACUCUUUGAGACAGAAACAGCUGACGAAGCUCGCGAUCUCGAUCGAUUAUCUAGUGAGACUUUAGAGUCUAAUGCUACAGAUACAACAAGGCAAAAAGAUGUGAUUGUUUGUAUGUUAUGUGAUGAUCCAACGUCCAAGCGCGAGAUGACUAAAGUAUGGAAUCGUCUCAAUUGUCGUCGUGGGCGUAUUGAGAAUCAUUUAGUGAGCAAACAUCCAGAAUUUAUGCGUUUACUUAAACACAAACGUGAGGCAGAAGGAGAUGUAGCGGUACAACUUUUUUUACAAAACCUGCGCGAAGGCCGAUGCAAUGCACGUACCGAGAUCAAUAAUGGCUUGUAUAGUCAGCUAGCUCUCACUGCUACUACACAUUCAACUUUUGAUUCUGAAGAUGCAGAAAGUAAUCAAAAGCGCGCGAAACUUUUGGAAUCUCCAGUCGAUACAAAAGAUUCAGCCUUAUAUUUUGCUGCAGGGUUGACAGUACCACGCACAAAUACUACACUAUCAAAUACAGUAGCAACGGUUGAUGGAAAAAGCUCGACUUGUAGUACAUUAUAUCUCGAUGCAACGAUUCCACCACAGUGGCAAACAAUAUUUUUUAACAAAUUGGUCGUUGUGACUGGAGGAGACAACAAUAAUAUCGCUUUUAUCGCGACACAACUCUGGCUUUUGGGUGCGAAUGUUUUACUUGCCUUUUGCACUGUGUCAGCCUUGAACGAGUUUAACAUAAAGCAUAAUGGUCGGUUUCCGGAUCCACCUGAAGACGAAGAAAAUAUGCGUGGUGUGAUGUUACCCGUGCUAGUUUCAUUUCAGACACAAAAAAGUAUUGACGAGUGGUGCAAUUCCAUUGCUGUCAAGUAUCAACGCGUCGAUUUUUUGAUCAAUUAUGCGGGUUCUGAAGUAAUAGAAGCGCUGUCAAGUGAAAAGGAUGAUCAUAGCACAAACGAUGACCCAAAGUGCAUAUUCUCCAGCAUAACUCUCAUCGAAGCUAUAUGUGCUUCAAUGUCAUCGUAUUGCUUCCCAGAUCGAACUAUCAGUGAUGACACAUGGUCAACAACGAGUACUGGGACUAUCGUAAAUGUUGUUUCAGGCGUAGACGAUGCCACAGUUGAGCCGCUUGUCAAAAUGUUGGCUGCCAAAUUUCAACCACGCAGUGUGCAAGUAAACUGCGUGUUGCUGCCACCGCCUCUUGAAGUUGACGACGCUGAAGUCACCGAUCACACAGUCACUUUAUCACACACGAUUCUGUUUUUGUUGUCACCAUUGAGUCGAUUAUUGUCAGGUAGCGUGCUGCGAAUUCAAUCAGGAGAAAUUUGGUUGCCCUCGACGUGA
Molecule: messenger RNA, 1503 nt
Organism: Plasmopara halstedii
Lineage: Eukaryota; Oomycota; Peronosporomycetes; Peronosporales; Peronosporaceae
Product: NAD(P)-binding domain
Exons: 5
Coding region: 1-1503 (500 amino acids)
Source: RefSeq, a predicted model, not a curated record